This is a messenger RNA of Cuscuta campestris, 1102 nucleotides long. The record is from the annotation of a GenBank genome assembly. Lineage: Eukaryota; Viridiplantae; Streptophyta; Magnoliopsida; Solanales; Convolvulaceae.
CCAGCCCAGCAGAUAAUAAGGGAAAUGGAAACCCUAACCCGCUUUCUUCUCCCCGUUUUAUAGCUCAGCCGCAUUUUUCAAUCCCUUCCCAUCUCCGCCGCAGAGAACCGAAAUGGGUCGCGUCAUCCGAGCUCAGCGAAAGGGGGCGGGUUCGGUCUUCAAAUCCCACACCCACCACCGGAAGGGGGCGGCGAAGCUCCGCGCUCUUGAUUACGGCGAGCGGAAUGGCUACCUGAAGGGCGUGGUGACAGAGAUCGUCCACGAUCCCGGCCGCGGCGCGCCUCUCGCUCGCGUCUCCUUCCGCCACCCCUUCCGGUACCAGAAGCAGAAGGAGCUCUUCGUCGCCGCCGAGGGGAUGUACACCGGACAGUUCUUGUACUGCGGUAAGAAGGCCUCCCUCAUGGUCGGAAACGUCCUGCCUCUCGGAUCCAUCCCGGAAGGUGCCGUCAUCUGCAACGUCGAGCACAAGGUUGGUGAUCGCGGUGUCUUCGCCAGGGCCUCCGGUGAUUACGCCAUCGUUAUCAGUCACAACCCCGACAACGGCACUACUAGGGUUAAGCUUCCAUCCGGAGCAAAGAAGAUUGUGCCGCGCAGUUGCAGGGCCAUGAUUGGUCAGGUAGCAGGAGGUGGGCGUACUGAGAAGCCGCUUCUCAAAGCAGGCAAUGCGUACCACAAGUACCGGGUGAAGAGGAACUGCUGGCCUGUGGUUCGUGGUGUGGCCAUGAACCCAGUUGAGCAUCCCCACGGUGGUGGUAACCACCAGCACAUUGGUCAUGCCAGCACCGUUCGCCGUGAUGCCCCACCAGGGCAGAAGGUUGGUCUUGUUGCCGCCAAGAGGACUGGUCGUGUUCGUGGUCAAGCUGCGGUUGCUGCUGCUAAAGCCGACAAGGGUUCUUAGAUUGCAGGUUUAUUUAAGUUAUUAUAAUGUUGAGACGGCGGCUGUGUUUUUUCUGGGUGGGUUUCUUUCUUCUUGGCAGACUGUUUAUUGCUUGGUUUUCCUUGGAUUCAAAUGGCAUUAAGUUUUGGUUUAUGGAUUUCUGUUUAGAGAGUUUAAGCUUAUUUAAAUAUGCUGUGUUAUACCAAAAAAAAAGGAACAUACGUU